AGUCCCGGCGGCGGCUGGGGCGGCGACGGACUCGCCAGUCCCAACAGCAGCGGGUCCGAGGCGCAGCUGGAUCCCGCCAUGGAACAGCCCAGGAAGGCGGUGGUGGUGACUGGGUUCGGCCCUUUUGGGGAACACACUGUGAACGCCAGCUGGAUUGCAGUCCAGGAGCUGGAGAAGCUGGGUCUUGGUGACAGCGUGGACCUGCACGUGUAUGAGAUUCCGGUUGAGUACAAAACGGUGCAGAGGCUCAUUCCCGCCCUGUGGGAGAAGCACAGUCCCCAGCUGGUGGUGCAUGUGGGGGUAUCGGGCAUGGCGACCACAGUCACACUGGAGAAAUGUGGACACAACAAGGGCUACAAGGGACUGGACAACUGCCGCUUCUGUCCUGGCUCUCAGUGCUGCGUGGAGGACGGGCCUGAGAGCAUCGACUCCAUCAUUGACAUGGAUGCUGUGUGCAAGAGGGUCACCACGCUGGGUCUGGAUGUGACAGUGACCAUCUCACAGGAUGCCGGCAGGUACCUGUGUGACUUCACCUACUACACCUCCCUGUACCAGAGCCACGGCCGGUCGGCCUUCGUCCACGUGCCCCCGCUGGGCAAGCCCUACAACGCCGACCAGCUGGGCAGGGCGCUGCGGGCCAUCAUCGAGGAGAUGCUGGACCUCCUGGAGCAGUCAGAAGAGAAAAUCAACUACUGCCACAAACACUGAGAGCCGCAGGCCUCCCAAGACCUCCUCCCGUUGGGCCCCAAGAGGGAUGUCCUCCCUCGGGCCUGGCCAGGAAGACAAGCCGUCGUCCCGGGUCACCCAGCUCCUCUCUCUCUGCAGAAGCUCCGGUGGACUUGAAGCAGAGGCUGGGACUUCUCCUGUUCCCCUGUGCACUGGGGGACACAGCCGCCACAGCCAGGAGGUCAACCAGUGGGCCCGGACGUCCAGAGAAUCUUGGUCAGGUGGCCCGUGCUCUGUGACCUCCGGCCGGGCCGCCUGCUCAUCUGCCUUCCACGUCUGUGGGUGGAGGAGAGCGAGCCCCUGGCUCCUGGCUGGUUUGUCUCAAAUUUAAGUCUCAUGAAGAGUCUCAGCCGAAAACUGUCCCCAAAGCUUGGGUGGCCCCAGAUGAGACUGCCCUGGGAUGUGGCUGGUUUUCUUUUCUCUUUUUGAGGACAGUCGUGUGAGCUGGGAGCCGAGAGCGAUUGCUAACCCUUGGCUCAGCCGAG
This is a messenger RNA of Marmota flaviventris (yellow-bellied marmot), 1211 nucleotides long. It is a transcript of the gene Pgpep1, whose product is annotated as pyroglutamyl-peptidase I. The record is from RefSeq and is a predicted model, not a curated record. Gene Ontology annotation, molecular function: pyroglutamyl-peptidase activity. Lineage: Eukaryota; Metazoa; Chordata; Mammalia; Rodentia; Sciuridae. Gene Ontology annotation, biological process: proteolysis. Gene Ontology annotation, cellular component: cytosol.